AUGGGAUAAGAAUAAAGUACAACUGAAAAGACAUAGGAGUACAAAUAAUUUCUAUUGCAAUACUCCUAAGAAAGAGAGGCUACACAUCCUUAAUUUGGGCCAAUUAAAUUGUUUACACACAUUUAAACUAAUGAAUAAGUAUGUCUUAAGAAGUAUUUUACUAAAAGUGACAAAGAAUUAUCCAACCUAGUGACUCAUCUCAGAUAAAGAAACGCAUUUGAAUAAGACAACUUGCUUAAAAUACUUGCAAUACAUCAAUAAGAUUAAAUAAAAAUCUGUUCUGACCAGACUUCAAUAGCCAUAAUUAUUUAAUAUUACUAAGAAAACUUAUCAAGUGAGAUCAACAUAAGAAGACUUAACAAUAAGCCCUACAAUGAGGGACAUAUUUGGAUUCUUUUACAAUAAAUUAUUGAUCCAUGCACAUAUUUAUCAGAAAGAAAUGUUGUUCAUGGGGAUAUCAAACCUUCUACACUUUAUUUAGAUGAGAAUGGAUGCAUUAAAAUAGCUGAAUGCAGCAUGCUUAAAGAUGAAAUCAAUGGAUAUUAAAAAAUGAUACUAAGUUAGGACAAAGCGUAUCUUUCUCCUAUUCUGCUGAAGUAAUAUAAAGAAUUGAUCGUAACUCCUACUCAUGAUCCAUAAAAAAGCGAUAUUUAUGCUUUAGGACUGACUGCUUUAAGUGUAAUCUUAAUGGAAGAAGUUUAUGAUUGCUUUGAUUAUAUUAAAGGUAUUGUUUUAACAGAUAAAUUGGAACAAAAAUUUAAUCGAAUAAAGUAAUUGGGGUACUCUUAAAUCUUGAUUGAAUUUAUCAAACAGUUAUUAUUAAAUGAUGAAUAGGAGAGACCUUCCUGGCAAAUGCUUAAAGAUUUCAUUGACAAAUAUAGGGAUAAAAUUUACAACAUGAUACCUUUCUACUAAAACCAUUUAAAUAGUUCAAAGUCCCCUAGAUAAUCCAAUCAAUUUAAUAUAUCUCCCCUGAGAUAGAACAUGAUUUAUCUUCCACUCAAUAAAUUGUAGCAAUAGUAGUUUUUAAGUUCUUAACAAUUCAACACAAACAGAUCAGAGGGAAAGCCAAAAUAUGUACAAAUAAGUAAAGAAAAUUACUGA
Molecule: messenger RNA, 1104 nt
Organism: Paramecium tetraurelia
Lineage: Eukaryota; Ciliophora; Oligohymenophorea; Peniculida; Parameciidae
Exons: 3
Biological process (GO): protein phosphorylation
Molecular function (GO): ATP binding; protein kinase activity
Source: RefSeq, a predicted model, not a curated record